Vicia faba (fava bean) is the source of this 420-nucleotide messenger RNA. The record is from the annotation of a GenBank genome assembly. Lineage: Eukaryota; Viridiplantae; Streptophyta; Magnoliopsida; Fabales; Fabaceae.
AUGUCAGCAACAUUUAUGAGAAUUGUCGUUCCUCUAUCACUUGUUUUAUUGUUUGUAGUUGUAUCUGAAGCAGGGAUCCUUCCCCAUCUAGUUCAUAUAGAAAUCACGAAUAGGUUAAAUGAUGAGAAAGAUUUAACCAUUCAUUGCUACGAAAGAGAAGGUGAAGAUCUCGGAGAGGCGAUCCUUCUAUCUCUUGAGAAACUCUCCUUUGUUUUUAGGCCAAGAGGAAUUGGUAAAUCGAGCAAGUAUUAUUGUAGCGUUAAAUGGAGUGGUUCAAAUCUCAAAUGGUUUGAUUUGUGGUCACAAGGAAGGGAUUAUAAGAAUUGCAGAGUUUGCAAAUGGAUUGUUACAAAUACGCAAGCUUGUGAGUUUGAUUAUGAUAAAGGAAUUUAUUCUAUUUGUGUUGUUUACAAUCAAUGA